Messenger RNA from Phacochoerus africanus (Common warthog), 3451 nucleotides. RefSeq names its product perforin 1 (gene PRF1). The coding region runs from base 137 to 1804 and encodes 555 amino acids. NCBI's taxonomy places the organism in Eukaryota, Metazoa, Chordata, Mammalia, Artiodactyla, Suidae. The record is from RefSeq and is a predicted model, not a curated record. Gene Ontology annotation, molecular function: pore-forming activity; calcium ion binding. Gene Ontology annotation, biological process: leukocyte mediated cytotoxicity. The transcript is spliced from 3 exons.
GAAGUGAGGAGAACUGUGGCCUGGGUGAUGAGCUAUGUGGUGAGCCUUUCUAGGGGGCUGCACUACCAUUUCAAGAGCCUCCUGCCAGGAGAGAGGGUGACUGCCUAGGAGCAGCUCAAAACAGGACUCCAGCUCCAUGGCCUCCCCAGUGCUCCUCAUCAGCAUCCUCCUCCUGCUGCUGCCCACGCCCGCCCCUGCCCCCUGCUACACGGCUGCGCGCUCUGAGUGCCGACGCAAACUCAAGUUCGUGCCAGGUGCCUGGCUGGCGGGGGAGGGCAUGGAUGUGACCAGCCUCCAGCGUUCACGCUCCUUUCCGGUGGACACACAGCACUACCUGAGGCCCGACGGCACCUGCACCCUCUGCCAAAAUGCUCUGCAGGGGGGCACUCUCCAGCGCCUGCCCCUGGCGCUCACCAGCUGGCGCGCCCAGGGCACCAGCUGCAAGCGCAAGGUGCUCAGAGAAGAGGGCCGCUCCACCGAGGAGGUGGCUAAGGAGGCAGCCAGCAAUAUCCGCAACGACUGGCGGGUAGGGCUGGACGUGACUCCCAAGCCCAGCACCAAUGUGCAGGUGACCGUGGCGGGCUCCCACUCCCAGGCAGCCAACUUCGCGGCCCAGAAGACUCACCAGGACCAGUACCGCUUCAGCCUGGACUCAGUGGAGUGUCGCUUCUACAGUUUUCACCUGGUGCACACGCCCCCGCUCCACCCCGAGUUCAAGAAGGCCCUCAGGACGCUGCCCCCCCACUUCAACACCUCCACCGAGCCCGACUACCUGAGGCUCAUCUCCAGCUACGGCACCCACUUCAUCCAGUCCAUGGACCUGGGUGGCCGCAUCACGGCCCUCACUGCCCUGCGCACCUGCGAGCUGGCCCUGGAAGGGCUCACAUCCAAGGAGGUGGAGGACUGCUUGUCCGUCGAAGCUGAGGUCAGCAUAAGUGGCCGAGCCAGCUCCUCGGCGGCGUACAAGGCAUGUGAGGACAAGAAGAAGCAGCACAAGAUGGGGUCCUCCUUCCACCAGGCCUACCGGGAACGCCAUUCUGAAGUCCUUGGGGGCCGCCACACGUUCAUGCACGACCUGCUGUUCGGGAACCAGGCUGGGCCCGAGCAGUUCUCGGCCUGGGUGGCCUCAUUGCCGGCCAGCCCCGACCUGGUGGACUACACACUGGAGCCCCUGCACGUGCUGCUGGAGAGCCAGGAUCCGCGGCGGGAGGCGCUCCGGCAGGCGGUGAGCAAGUAUGUGACGGACAGGGCGCGCUGGAAGGACUGCAGCCGCCCGUGCCCCCCAGGGCAGCGGAAGAGCCCCCAGGACCCAUGCCAGUGCGUGUGCCAUGGCUCAUCGGCCACCAAUCAGGACUGCUGUCCCCGGCAGAGGGGCCUGGCCCGGCUGGUGGUCAUGAACUUCGUGGCGACGGGUCUGUGGGGAGACUAUUUCACUGCCACGGACGCCUAUCUGAAGGUCUUCUUUGGCGGCCAGGAGCUGCGGACCAGCACCGUGUGGAACAAUAACCAUCCCCAGUGGAUGAUACAUCUGGACUUCGGGGAUGUGCUCCUGUCCACGGGGGGGCCCCUGAGGGUACAGGUCUGGGAUGCGGACUAUGGCUGGGACGAUGACCUUCUUGGCACCUGCGACCAGACUCCACAGUCUGGCUCACACGAGGUGAUGUGCGCCUUGAACCAUGGCCACCUGAAAUUCUCCUACCAUGCCAAGUGCUUGCCUCACCUGACCGGGGGGAAGUGCCUGGAGUACGCCCCCCGGGGGCUUCUGGGGGAACCUCUGGGAAACCGGAGCGGGGCAGUGUGGUGAGGACAGCGGGCCCCCAGAGGACCAGUGUCCUGGACUGACAGGGUCUCACGCAGGGACCCAGGAACUAUCUUCAUAUCCCAUUAGAUAGCUGGAAAACUGAGGUUGUUUUAUUUUGUUUUGUUUUCAAUGAGGUGGCUGAUUUUACAGGGCAGCCCUGAGUCUCCCUGUAUGAAUUACCUUAGCUUUUCGAUAUUCCUGAGCCCCAGAAAUGAACGGGGGCUGGGCCACGCCCUACAGCCACUGCUACACAGUCCCCGGCUCAGGUCAGGAGCUGGGCAGAAGGCCAAGAGGCGGCUCCCACUAGGCCGCCUGGUAUCACUCACCCCAUUCUCUCGCAGCCCUUUCCAGCGUGGUCAAUUCUUCACCAUAUUUGAUCUAACCUCUCUGGCUCCAGCUAUGGUUUGCUCUAUUCCCUUUGCCCAGCAAUUUUGCCUCUCAAGACAAAUCCAGGGCUGUCUUGACCUGUCUCAUUGUGUACAUAGCCCGACAAAGGAUGAAUAAAUGUGAUGUGAUAGUGACCAUGAUGGUGGUAGUUGAGGCAGAGAGGAUGAGGACCAAAUACAGCCCUUGACAUAAAGUUCUAGCAACCCUACCAAGCAGAACAGGUGGUUCACCCCUGGGGAAAGGCAGGUGGUGUAAAUAAACCUUUUCCAUUUUUGUUGGAAAUGGUGGGGGCGGGGGAGACCAAAAAUAUUUUACUUUGCUCACAACUCUCUGGUUUGAGAAACAGAAGCAUACACUCAGUGGUAAAUGGCCUUGGACAUGCAGCUCCCCACCGGGAGGCAAUAAGGAAUGGUGAGGACUAUGGUGAACUGAAAGACACAUGAAUUAUCCAGCGGGCACAGCGACAGCUCUGCACCAGCCAAACACAGGCACACAUCCCAGGCAGGAAUGUGAGCCCAGUGCUACCGGGUCUUCUAAUUUAUUAAAGUAACCAGAAAUCCAGAUUUGACUUCUCAGUGUUGACAAUUCAUUUCGCUUUGUAAAAAUAAACCAAUUUGGGCAAACACAGUACAAGCCAAAGAGAACACAUAUGCCAACCAUGUUUGAUCCAGAGCAAUCUGUCUGAAAACUCUAUAAUUUCAACAAAAUCCAUCUGCAGGCUGAACAGCUCCCUCCUGACCCAUAGUUCUAGGGGAGAAGGCAGUGAUUCCAAGCAGGUGGUGUCUGAGGGCCUCCUGGCCUUGGCAUGCAGGCAACUGCAGCACAGGUUAUGACAUACAAUGAAAUAGUCCUUGUUUCAUGUGCCUGGGACACAGGCCUCAGAACACAGGGUUGGCGGCAAGAUUCAGGGCAGCCUCCCAGACCCGGUAGGAUUUGGUUGUGGAGGGCCACUGUCACAGGGGCUCAGAGUAGCUGGCAUGGCCCUCCCGACUCUCUUUGAAACUCGCUACAAAUUAAGCCCUUUGAGGCCCGUGUGGACCCAGAUGCUCAAAAGCCCAGCAGUGACAUUACACUGACCCUGAAUCCCCCAGUGAGGUGAGGUGGGGAGGGGUGGCUGGCAAGUUCUAGAAGUCUGAUCGAAACCACUAUUCUUAUACCUUUCCGUUCACAGCCCUACACACAAACAAGAAAAAGCACAAGAGAAAUCACAAAGCGUCACCCUGGCUACUGCACUAAUUGAAAAUAAACAUGGAGGAGUUCCCA